Molecule: messenger RNA, 2086 nt
Organism: Saccoglossus kowalevskii
Lineage: Eukaryota; Metazoa; Hemichordata; Enteropneusta; Harrimaniidae
Product: selenocysteine-specific elongation factor-like
Biological process (GO): selenocysteine incorporation
Molecular function (GO): translation elongation factor activity; GTPase activity; GTP binding
Source: RefSeq, a predicted model, not a curated record
UGAUGAUGUUGUGAAAUCGUUGUUGUGAGAACUGACCAGCUUUGAAUUGAACGUCUCACUUUAUUAAUGUAAAACGUAAUCUGGUUUGGUUAUUUAACGUCGGGCAUUGACCAAAACGAUACAGUAGCAAUGGCGUCAGGCAGUGGAGGCGGCGCACAUAAUCUUAACUUCAAUAUUGGCGUCUUAGGUCAUAUUGACAGUGGUAAAACUUCUUUAGCUAAAGCUUUGAGUGAGAUGGCUCUGACUGCAUCAUUUGAUAAGAAUCCCCAAAGUAAAGAAAGAGGUAUCACGCUGGAUUUAGGUUUUUCCACAUUUAUGACGGAUAUUCCAGAUCAUCUGAAGAGUGCUAAAUAUGAAAGAUUACAGUUUGCUUUGGUAGAUUGUCCUGGACAUGCUUCCCUUAUAAGAACCAUUAUUGGAGGAGUUCAAAUAAUAGAUUUAAUGAUGUUAGUCGUAGAUGUCACCAAAGGAGUGCAGACACAGACGGCUGAGUGUCUCGUCAUAGGAGAAAUAAUAUGUGAAAAAAUGAUAGUCGUCUUGAAUAAAAUUGAUUUAUUACAACCUGCCAAAAAACAACAACAGAUUGAAAAGAUGAAGAAAAGGAUGGCAAAGACAUUGGAAAACACACGGUUUGCUGGCUGUCCAAUGAUAUCGGUUGCUGCUAAACCUGGUGGGCCUGAGGCUCCUGAUACAGAAGCUGAAGGUGUUGACAUUUUAAUAGAGGAAUUAAAGAAGCAAGCAUACUUACCGAAAAGAAGUUCUUCUGGUGCCUUUAUUUAUGCUGUAGAUCACUGCUUUUCUAUCAGAGGCCAAGGCACAGUAAUGACUGGCACUGUACUCAGUGGUAGUGUUUCAGUGAAUGAUAAUAUUGAAAUCCCAGCAUUAAAAAUGUCCAAAAAAGUGAAGUCUAUUCAGAUGUUUCGAAAGCCAGUGAACAGCAUAAUGCAAGGAGACAGGGCUGGCCUGUGUGUGACACAGUUUGACCCCAAAUUGUUAGAGAGAGGUAUGGUGUGUACACCUGGUGCUUUACCAACUAUCUAUGCUGCAAUUGUGGAUGUCAAGAAAAUUGGUUACUACAAAGGGAACAUUGCAACAAAAGCCAAAUUUCACAUUACUACAGGUCAUGCUACAGUCAUGGGUAGACUAUCUUUCUUUGGCUGUUAUAAAGAUGACAUAGCCACCACCGAUUCAGGUUUUAAUUUUGAUGAGGAAUAUCUUUAUCAAGAUGAACUUCUCACUAAAGUGUCUUCAAAGAAAGCUGAUGAUAACAAAGAAAAUGAAAGUGACCUAUCCUCCCCAUUACCCAACCAGCAGUACUGUCUCAUAGAAUUUGAAAAGUCAAUUACUUGUCCUGAGAACUCACUUUUGAUUGGUUCCAAACUUGAUACAGAUAUUCAUGCCAAUAUGUGUAGACUAGCAUUCCAUGGUCACAUAGUGCAUGCCAUUACAGAUAAAAACUAUUCAGAGUCAGUGCUUCCAAGAAUAAAAAUAUUCAAAAACAAAACAAGAGAAGGAUUUGUUGAAAGGAUGUUAGAUGACUAUAAUGUCAUUGGAAGGGGGCUGUUCAAAAAAGAAACUAACAUUCAACUGUUUAUUGGUUUGAAAGUUGAUCUCUCCACUGGUGAACGUGGCGUGAUUGAAGGAGGAUUUGGACAAAGCGGCAAAUAUAAAAUAAGAAUCCCAGAUGGUUUAAAAGCAGAAACUAAAUCCAUGUUGUCAUCGGGAGGUAAAAAGAAAGGAAAAGGGAAACAAACACCUCAGCAAGCAACUGAUGAUGCGUCGGUUGAAGCACAUCAACCUAUACAUGUUGUACUGAAGUUUAAACGAUACAUUCAUGAUCCGAAAAAGAAGAUGAUGCAAACGUAGCAUGUCACCCAUCUCUAAAGUAAAGGUGCAAAUAUUUUAUUGGUGCAAAUAAUCUCUACUCAGAAAGUUACUCGAUUCUCAUGAAAAGGUCAAUCUUGGUUGUGGUUUACCAGCUUUAACAAGUUACCAAUAAUAUAACUUCUACUGUUGCCCACAAGCAGCAUAAUUUGAUCUUGCUGCUACAAUGUUUUGCAUUGAAAUCCAUUUUGCUCUGGUUUUU